Messenger RNA from Paraglomus brasilianum, 431 nucleotides. The record is from the annotation of a GenBank genome assembly. Lineage: Eukaryota; Fungi; Glomeromycota; Glomeromycetes; Paraglomerales; Paraglomeraceae.
ACCAAAUUUUAAAAGGUUCGGCUAAAAUCUUUGCUGACCAAGCCAAAUUUACGGCUACUUUAAGAGAUAAAUUAUCAAAAGAAAAGUCCGCUACUGGAAUUAGCAUAGAAUAUAACCGUCAUUUAGAAAAAGAUAUUAAAAGAUUGGAUGAGGAAAAACAAGAAUUAGAAACUAGAAUUAAAGAAUUAGAAAACUUAGAUGAAGACAGUAAAGAAUUAAGAGACCAAGAAUUAGCCGAGUUAAGAACCAAAUUAGACACUUUGGCUAAAUCAUUCCAAGAGGCACAAGAUAUUGACCAACAAGUUUAUGAUAUUUUAGGACAACAUUCUAAUCAAAUUGGUUUAUUCUUGCGUUCCCAAGAAGUUAUUCAAAAAAUUAACACUCUGAUUGCUGAAAAGGAUAGUAGGCCAAAUAUCACCCUAGACCAAUGA